Molecule: messenger RNA, 1182 nt
Organism: Penicillium alfredii
Lineage: Eukaryota; Fungi; Ascomycota; Eurotiomycetes; Eurotiales; Aspergillaceae
Product: putative DNA repair protein Rad1
Exons: 1
Coding region: 1-1182 (393 amino acids)
Biological process (GO): DNA repair; DNA damage checkpoint signaling
Cellular component (GO): checkpoint clamp complex
Source: RefSeq, a predicted model, not a curated record
AUGGAGCCCUUGUUCGCGGGCGUCUCCAAUAACGCCCACCAUCUUUACACACUGCUUUCCUGUAUUGGGUUUGCAUCCAAAGCAACUGUCCAGAUUACCCCCGAUGGAUUGCGCUUCUCGGUAGAAGAAAGCCGUGUUAUUCAGGGACUGGCGUUUCUCGACAAAUCUCUCUUCACCAGCUAUACAUUCAACCCGACGACAGGCCCCGAGUCCAAUGGCCACAAUGAUCAAGAGCAAGAUCCUGAUGGUAUCUCAGAGAAUUUGAACUAUCCACAUUUCGUGGUCUCGCUCUCAGCCCUGCUAGAAACAUUGAAGAUCUUUGGCAUCAACGAAUUACCCGAGCCUGGCCGCGACCGAGACACCAGCAUACCACAAACCAAUCCUGUAUCAUCGAGUGCGUUCAAUGCCCCGGCCUUGCUCAUGGACCGUUCCUGUACUCUGCAAUAUGCUCAGCAUGGCGCUCCGCUCAGCAUCACUAUCACCGAGGCUGGCGUGAAAACAACCUGCGAGUUGGUCACCUACGAGCCCGAGGAAGACGAAACCGACAUCCCACUACAGCGUGACGCUAUUAUCAUGAAGAUCAUCAUGCGGUCCGCCUGGCUGCACAAUGCCAUCGCCGAGCUCGACUCGGCCACGCCCACCAUCCUAAAACUGUCUGCCUGUGCAAAGCACGAGCCAUAUUUCGCUCUCUCCGGCGCCGGCGGCCCCUUCAGCGAGUCCACCGUCGAGUUUUCAAUUGAUCAACACAACGAGAUUAUCGGUGGUGGCCCCGGUCCAGGAAGCAUGCCGUCACAGACACACCAUAAGGUCUUGGCGGAUGACGGCUCGUCUCGGGCUCGCGCUACCAGAACCAAACUGGCACCCACCGUCACGGAAACUUUCCUGGUAUCUCCGCCCUCUGCGAUGGGUGAGCGGAUUAGACAGAGCUAUCGGUUUGCUUUGGUUCGAAAAGCUGCCCGUGCCAUGGCUGUUGCCAAUAAAGUGAGCAUUCGUGGUGACCGACAGGGGGUUCUGAGUCUUCAGUUUAUGAUUGAGCUGGAUGAUCAGAAUACCGCUGUAGGCAGACCGGUAGGCGCUGGUGUCAAGAAUCCUGUGGGCAAGGUAUGCUUUGUGGACUUUCGGUUUGUGCCACUGCUGGACGAGGAAGAGGCCGAGAUGGAUAUGCAAGAUGAUGGCCAAUAA